AUGGAAGAAAGGAGAGACAGUAAGGGCAAGGCAGUCACCACUACAAUAGACAAAGGAGGCAGGACCAAUCCUUACCAGAAGCCAACGGGAGACAUCUGUUACCGGUGCAGGCAAUCUGGUCAUCGAUCAAAUAAUUGUCCAGAACGUAGAGGAGUUAAUGCUGACCGCCGGCAGGAGAACAGGUUAUGCAUCCCUCGAUCUUCCUUGCGGGAGAAGUUGAUUCGCGAGAUCCAUGGAGGAGGUUUGAGUGGUCAUUUGGGGCGUGACAAGACUAUUGCUGGGUUGGAGGAGCGUUUUUACUGGCCUCAAUUAAAAAAGGAUACAGGUCGAAUGGUUCAGAAGUGCCCAUACAGAAUGCCAGAUGCAUAUGAUCAGGAAGGAGAUGUUAAUCGGGAGAAAAGAUUUGUUGUGACUUUGCAGCGCUAUAGUAGUAGUUUGACUUCUUUUUUUUCCCUUGCUCUCUUGCAAAGGGACCCUAGUGCUGACGAAAAAAUGAAUCCAUUUGCAGAACAGGAGACUUGGGAAAACUACCAAAUUGGGAAAGCAACAAUGAAAUUUGGUUCAAAGAAUAAAAAGCAAAUGUCUGAUGAUUAUCAGUUUGUCUUUGAGGACCAGAUUGAGUUUAUCAAGGAAUCGGUGAUGGAUGGUGACAAGUAUGAUAAUGAGAUGCGUGAGUACGAGAUGCGUGAUGAGUCCUUGGAUUACUCUAGGGCAAAAUCAGCUUUGGAGAAGCUUCAGAUUGGCUACUCCAUUCGUUUUGAAGACUGCACAUCCAAGAAGACUCUUCUAAAAUAUAUGACAGAUGGAAUGCUCCUACGUGAAUUCCUUGAUUUUGCUGGUUUACUUACAUUCUCUAGAUUUAUUAGUGUCGUGAUGGUGGAUGAAGCACAUGAAAGAACUUUGUCUACUGAUAUACUUUUUGGACUAGUAAAGGAUAUAGCCCGUUUUCGACCAGAGUUAAAGUUGCUUAUUUCAAGUGCAACACUGGAUGCUGCAAAAUUUAGUGAUUACUUUGAUUCAGCUCCAAUUUUUAAAAUUCCUGGAAGGAGGUUUCCUGUUGAGAUGCACUAUACAAAAGCACCAGAAGCUGAUUACCUUGAUGCUGCAAUUGUAACUGUGCUUCAAAUCCAUGUGACUCAAUCCCCUGGAGAUAUUUUAGUUUUCUUCACAGGUCAGGUGGAAAUAGAGACAGCAGAGGAAAUUUUGAAGCACAGGACCAGAGGUCUAGGGACAAAAAUUGCAGAGCUCAUUAUCUAUCCUAUAUAUGCAAAUUUACCAACAGAGCUUCAAGCUAAAAUAUUUGAACCUACACCUGAAGGGGCCCGGAAGGUUGUCCUUGCAACAAAUAUUGCUGAAACAUCUUUAACAAUUGAUGGGAUCAAGUAUGUCAUUGAUCCUGGCUUUUGCAAGAUGAAAUCAUAUAACCCAUGGACAGGGAUGGAAUCAUUGCUUGUAACACCUAUUUCAAAAGCUUCAGCCAUGCAGCGUGCUGGUCGCUCUGGAAGAACAGGUCCAGGAAAAUGUUUUCGGUUGUACACGGCCUAUAACUAUAAUCAUGAUUUGGAUGAUAAUACUGUACCAGAAAUACAAAGGACAAAUCUUGCUAAUGUUGUGCUCUCUUUGAAGAGUCUUGGAAUUCACGACUUAUUAAAUUUUGAUUUUAUAUAG
Molecule: messenger RNA, 1668 nt
Organism: Manihot esculenta (cassava)
Lineage: Eukaryota; Viridiplantae; Streptophyta; Magnoliopsida; Malpighiales; Euphorbiaceae
Product: pre-mRNA-splicing factor ATP-dependent RNA helicase DEAH1-like
Exons: 10
Coding region: 1-1668 (555 amino acids)
Cellular component (GO): catalytic step 2 spliceosome; intracellular anatomical structure
Molecular function (GO): zinc ion binding; RNA binding
Source: RefSeq, a predicted model, not a curated record